Messenger RNA from Saccostrea echinata, 433 nucleotides. Its product is annotated as probable tubulin polyglutamylase ttll-15. Lineage: Eukaryota; Metazoa; Mollusca; Bivalvia; Ostreida; Ostreidae. Gene Ontology annotation, biological process: protein modification process. The transcript has 5 exons. Bases 1 to 417 code for a protein of 138 amino acids. The record is from RefSeq and is a predicted model, not a curated record.
AUGGGUCACAAUGUUAGGAAGUUGUGGCGUGAUAUUUCUGCUGCCAUCAAGACUGUUUACUUACAGAAGGAGGCGGCCAUCAUUUCCGCUACAAAUAUGUACUCUUCUUCAAGAAAUUUCUUUGAAUUGGUUCGAUUUGACUUUGUCCUAGAUGAGGAUUUAAAUGUGCACCUUAUGGAGGUGAACAUGUCUCCUAACCUGUCCUCAGGUCACUUCCCACGAAAUGCCGAGAUGUAUGAAAAAGUAAUGUUCAAUUUGCUGAGUGUUGUCUUAGUCACUAGGCCAGUCAAAAAUGACUUCUUUAAAAGUUCAGAGGAUGAAGCCAAUAUGAGAGUCUCUGACAAGGACAUUUCUGUGUUCCCUGAGUGGUGUCUCAGUAAAUCAUGUCUACACAGCUGUAGGGAAGAGGGAAGUUAGUUUUAUACUCUGUGUU